AUGUAUUCACACUUUAGUUCCCACCGGAAGAGUAAAAACAUACAACAGCUUCUGAUUUAAAACUGGUUGUUUUCGCUCCAAAAGUUAUAUUUGCCUUCGAAGAAAAUUGACACGCCACCGUAUAAUUAAUUUUAAAUAUGUAAAUAUGCCUUCAUUGAUUUAGUGUUACUUUGGAUUACGAAAGCCCUUCAAAGUCGAGUGUUUUUAAGGUUUAUUUCCUGGAUGGAUUGUGUUGACUGGUGUGCUUCUCAUAACAAUUUCCCCCCCGUUUUGAAAGAGCUUUAACAAGUGCAGAACUAUUUUCUGUUACCACACAAUAACAUAGCGCACAUGUAACCGUCAGCCGGGUUGUAGUCUGCUGCUUCUGUCACAGAAAGUCGCUAUGGCUCAGGAUUUCCUCCCGGGCAUGGAGAGCUCUGCUAUCUCUGUCUUAAAGAGAGCCGUGGAGCUGGAUCACAGCUCACGCUUUCAGGAGGCUCUGGUGUGCUACCAGGAGGGGAUCCAGCUCCUGAUGGAUGUACUGAAAGCUGUAAAAGAUGAUUCAAAGAAGGUCCGCUACAGAGAGAAGAUCAAGGGCUACAUGGACCGAGCAGAACAGAUCAAAGACCAUGUGAACAAACUGAAAGAAGAGGGUAGAUACCAUGAGCAGAUAAAGAUAGCAGACAGUUCAACUGGUUUCAGCUAUGAAUCCCUCUUGAAACCCUACAUCAGAGACGGACUGACUGAAGUCUGGGUGGAGGACCCUUAUGUACGGCAUGUCCAUCAGUUGUAUAACUUCCUUCGUUUCUGUGAAAUGCUGCUGAAAUGCCAGUGUAAAGUAAAGACGAUUCACCUUCUGACCUCGCAGGACGAGGACAGCUCUGCUCAGCGAACCAGUGCCCUUGCAGAAAUAAAGCAGUCGCUACAGUGUCAAAAUGUCUGUCUGGACAUCCAGUACUCAUCUACUAUUCAUGACAGGGAGAUCAGGUUUAAUAAUGGUUGGAUUAUUAAGAUCGGCAGGGGACUUGAUUAUUUCAAAAAGCCAAAGGGUCGCUUCUCUGUAGGAUACUGUGAUUAUGAUCUGAGAGAGUGUCAUGAGACUACUGUAGACAUUUUUCAUACAAAACACACUAAGACGACAUAAUCUUGAUUCAAAAGCUUCUCCACUGUCUGGCAUAUCUGUGGGACGUAAUUUCGAAUGCAAUCCUCACAUACCAACCCGGACGACUGGAAAUGUGCCUUUUGAUCCCAUUUACAGCUUUUAAAUAAUGCCAAAGGAGUGAUUUCAUUGCCUGUUUUAAAAUGUUCUGAUAUGAACUAUUAUUAUAGUAAUUACAACUAUAGUAAUUGCUAUUACUUCUAUUCUGCUGUUUUUAAACAAUUUAGGCACUAGAAUAUGAUGGGGUGAUUGAUACUGAUAUGUAUUUAUUAUAUGUUUGCUUCUGUAAUCAUAAUAAAAACCGAAGUGCAUUUGUAAAUAAGGUAGUAGUCUGUAAAAAUGUAAGUGCCCUUAAUAAAAACGUUUUGCAAAUAUAUUCUGUGCAGCAGCAGCGCCAUCAUGUGGUCGCUGAGCGAACUUCCAGUCGUCGUGUAAAAGCGAAUGAUUUGCUUUAUAUUACAGCUUGUGGAUAGGAUAACAUGAAGUAUCGCUUGAUACGACGGUGUUUUGCUCCACCGGCUCAGUUAAAGAGCAAGUGAAAGCCAGAGAUCGCCUCACCUGCACUUUCUCUAUGAUUUACCUCAGUAUUCCUCAUUAGCAGCUGUACUGGUGAAGAUGAAUGUUCUGGAGGCUUCAGGAGACCCAGAGGGAGAAGGCAGUGACGACUUAACAGGAAGGAAGAAGUCCAGGUUAAAGUCUAAGUCACGCCUGUUUGGGAAGAUAAGGAGGAAACAGGAUGAUAGUGGCAUGAAGCCGAGUCAGUCUGAAAGUGACAUCCCACUGAGUGUGGACGA
This is a messenger RNA of Sinocyclocheilus rhinocerous, 1932 nucleotides long. RefSeq names its product MIT, microtubule interacting and transport, domain containing 1 (gene mitd1). The record is from RefSeq and is a predicted model, not a curated record. The transcript is spliced from 9 exons. Lineage: Eukaryota; Metazoa; Chordata; Actinopteri; Cypriniformes; Cyprinidae. The coding region runs from base 383 to 1123 and encodes 246 amino acids.